This is a messenger RNA of Leptinotarsa decemlineata (Colorado potato beetle), 2840 nucleotides long. RefSeq lists its product as uncharacterized. Gene Ontology annotation, molecular function: DNA binding. The record is from RefSeq and is a predicted model, not a curated record. Gene Ontology annotation, cellular component: nucleus. NCBI's taxonomy places the organism in Eukaryota, Metazoa, Arthropoda, Insecta, Coleoptera, Chrysomelidae.
GGGUUAGUUGGGGUAAACGUAAACAGGGGCAAUUGCAAACACGUUUAAUAACAUUUGAAUUUGGCGCCUACGAAUGUUGCCAAGCCGCGACGGAGACACUGCAACUUUCAUCCGUAUUCGUCUGUUUACACCGAUUGUUAGUGCUACCGGUCGAGCUGAAAAAAAUAUUUUCUUUUUUGCAGCAUAAAAAAGUUGUUGAGCAGAUUCGAACUGAUCGCUUUGUGUCACAAAAAAAAAUUGAAAUUAAUACAGAAAUACGAUGGUGAGAAACUACGAACAAAAAAAGAAAAAUGAUCAAAGAUAUUCUGAUGUAGAUCUCGUUAAUGCCCUGAAUGAUGUUAAGAACAAAAAUAAAACUUUCAGGCAAGCACAGCAGGCCUACAAUAUACCCCUUGCCGUCAUUUACCAUAGAAUAAGAGGUAGAAAAAAUCCCAUGACUGUUUUGAAAGCAGGGCGCCGGCCUGCUUUACCUGCAGAUGUAGAGAAUUCGUUAGCAAAAUGUCUUAUUGCUCGUGUUCGAAUGGGCUGGCCUGCUGACGAGAAGGAGUUAUGUAGUUUUGUCGGCGAAUAUGUUACAUUGAUGAAUUUGAAAACUCCUUUCAAAAAUAACGUACCUUCACACGAUUGGUAUUUGGGAUUCAUGAGGAGGCAUCCAAACUUGUCAUUCAAGAAGCCUGAGCAUCUUCAAAAGAUUCGAAAAGACGCCAGAGAUCCGUUUGUGGUCUACGACUUUUAUCAAAAGAUUAAUGAUCUGAUGAGUGAAACAUCAGUCGACCAACCAAAUAAAUCGUAUUUCGUUUUCAAUGCUGACGAGUCUGGAUUUAGUAGUGAUCCCUCCAGAGUAAGAGCGAUUGGCGAGAAAGGAAAAGCUCUGAGUCGAGUUUCGGGUGGUUCAGGAAGAGAGUCGACAACAGUAUUGGCCUGCAUUGCUGCAGACGGAACUUAUCUUCCCCCAUUUAUUGUGUUCAAAGGAGGGGCGGUCCAGGCACGUUGGACAUCUGAAAAAGCAUUUCCAGGAACGUUAUAUGGAGCAUCAAAAAACGGAUGGAUGGAGGAGCCUCACUUUUAUCAUUGGUUUGUGACAUCAUUUAUUCCCGAUGUGAAAGUUCGCAGGCUUAGGCAUAACCAACUUAAUCAAGCAGCUAUUCUACUGUUCGACGGCCACUGCAGUCAUGUAAGCGUUCGCAUUGUACAUGCAGCUAUUCAAAACAACAUAUCACUCUUCCGAUUUCCCAGUCACUUGACUGAUAGGAUACAGUCUCUGGACAAGUGUGUUUUCGGCCCCGUGAAAAUUAAAUGGGACAAAAUAUUAGUAGCCCAUGGCAAGUCCGAAAUGGGCAAAUCGUCAGGUAGGCUUAGUAAACAAAAAUUUGUGGAGCUACUAGCCGAAGUUUGGAGAGAUGGUAUGACAGCAGCAAACAUUAUAUCAGGGUUUGAAACUACUGGUAUAUUUCCUAUAAACUCUGCAAUGUUUCCUGAAGAGUUCUUUGAUCCUAUUAAAUUGAAAAAAUACAAGCAGAGCAUUAAAUCUGUAUCUUUGGGGUUACAAACUUCUGAUGAACAUAUUGAGCCUAUUCCGGGAACAUCUGUUAUAGAACAGAACGGUCCUAUUCCUGCACCAUACCCAAAGAAGACUCCACCGGUAAUGACUCCAGAGAAGAAAACUUGGAAUUUACAACAGCCCCAACACUAUUCUCCGAAUCGCAUUCUUCACAUAUUCAGUCAAAAGUUACAGGAAGCAUGUAAAAAUCCUACUACAUUAGAUGUUGCUGCCAGUGCUCUUCCAAGAAAAGUCGUCCCACGUUUGAGACAGUCCACUUACGGAGAAGUCUUGACAACUUCUGAAGUUUUAAAGAAACUUGAAGAAGCUGAAGAGAAGAAGAAGGAUAAAGGAAAUAUGACCAAGAAGCCUCGAAAAAUGAAACAGAGCAAAGGUAUCAAAAAAAAAGGGGAAUAGAACAUUAAAAUUUACACCAUCUGAUACUGAAAGUGAGGAAGACGUACAUUUAUUUGAAGAAAAUGAGACUGACGACGAAGAUUUACCAUUGAUCACGUUGAUCAAUAAAAAAUCUUCGAAAGAAUUGAAAUCUGUGGUUUAUAGAGAGGUGAAGUGGGACGAUGUACAGGAAGACACUUUUAUUCUAGCCAAAUUUACUGGGAUACACAAGAGCUCCAUUGAAUAUAAAUAUGUUUGCCUAGUUCAGAAGAAAGAUGAGGAUGAUGGUGAAAUUGCUAUUGUAGGGCUCAAGUCAGUCGACAAAACCUGUUCUGACUUCUACAUCAACGAGAUGAACGUAUCUUACAUCACACUGAGGUGGUUGCUAUUCUUCCUACACCCAGUACCAAGUUUGUGGGACGCAAAAUGAUUUAUUCAUUUUCUGGAAAAGUAGACAUUUUCGAAAAACCAUAUUAAAAUUACCUAUUUGAACAUUUGUACUUUUAUGAGGAGAAUAUAUUUAUUUUUUACUACAUAUUUUUCUCAAAUAUCCUUGGGGCAAUUGUAAACAUUACUCGAAAUAUCAUCAGUCGAGAAACGAAAUCUCAACGAUUUGGUUCUCUGUUCACAUUUACCCCAUAUAAAGUUACACAGGGCUGAUAUAGACACGAACACGAUGUUUACGAUUGCCCCAAAAUUUCCAAUAAUUAUUCUUAUUCUUGGGCAAUUGUAAACAUCUCAUAUUUCGAUGAAUUAUCCAACCUUAUUACUGCCAUUUCAAGGACAUAACCACAACCCUCCAAGAUGCCUCCACCCAGAAAUAUUAUGUGGUAAAUAUUGAACUUCAGAUUUUAAAAGACUUUAUAUUAUAAUUUGUAAAAAUCGUUUACCAUUACCCCAACUA